Molecule: messenger RNA, 958 nt
Organism: Caenorhabditis elegans
Lineage: Eukaryota; Metazoa; Nematoda; Chromadorea; Rhabditida; Rhabditidae
Gene: hlh-10
Product: Helix-loop-helix protein 10
Exons: 4
Coding region: 160-768 (202 amino acids)
Cellular component (GO): cytoplasm; nucleus
Molecular function (GO): protein dimerization activity
Source: RefSeq, marked reviewed
CACACAGCCGGCGAAGCCGUCUGUCUCUGAAAGAAGCCGAAUCACCUGUCAUAUUCAGGUGUUCCCGUACGCUCAACCACACGCACCCUUCGUUUAUUCGUAUUUCCUUCUGUCAGGCUCCGGGUGUGGUCUACUUUUCAUAGCACAAUUUCGAGAACUAUGGAAUCUUCAAGUAUGACAACUCAUCAAGAAGAGCCAUUGGAUUUGUCAACUGGAAAUCAUGGAAACUCAGAACUGUCCGAUGAGCAGCAGAUCAUGCAAGUGAUGGAAUCAUGUGGCAUGUUUUUACAACAGAACCUUUUUGCUUGGUUUCUUCAGUCCAUGCUUGAAGCAUCUGCAUCUCAACCUCAAUUAACACAAGAUGAGCCACCAGAAAAUGAUACAAAGGAAAAUGACCUCGUUAAGCAAAACAAAUCAGAAGUUAAUGACGAAAAUGAGUCUACUCCAAGUCCAACUCAAAAUAGCAGGCGAAGAACUUCCACUGGGAAGAUUGAUAGAAGAAUGGUCGGAAAAAUGUGUACGAGAAGAUAUGAAGCCAAUGCAAGAGAAAGAAAUAGAGUUCAACAACUUUCAAAAAUGUUUGAUCAAUUGAGAGUCUGCCUUCCAAUAGAGGAUGACGCAAAAAUAUCAAAGUUGGCUACGUUGAAGGUUGCAAGUUCUUACAUUGGAUAUCUCGGAGCUAUUUUACAAGAAAACUCAAACGACGAAGAAGAAUUUAAAAAACAACUUCAAGUCGAAUUGGAAUGUGCAAAAACGUUACGAAAGUAAAAGUACACAAUACUCUGUUGAAUAUUUCCAACCCUGUUCUCAUUCUACUUGAUCUCUGUGAUUAACAAAAACCGUAUUGUUGUUUCCAGCUUUUCGGUUUAUAAUUGUUUGAUGUCAUCGUUUUACCAUUUCCGAUGAACUUUUUUUUUAUUAUAAAUUCUUGUUAUUGAAUUUAAAUAAAAAUUGAAAU